Cannabis sativa is the source of this 2060-nucleotide messenger RNA. Its product is annotated as cytochrome P450 703A2. The coding region runs from base 227 to 1789 and encodes 520 amino acids. NCBI's taxonomy places the organism in Eukaryota, Viridiplantae, Streptophyta, Magnoliopsida, Rosales, Cannabaceae. The transcript is spliced from 2 exons. The record is from RefSeq and is a predicted model, not a curated record. Gene Ontology annotation, molecular function: monooxygenase activity; oxidoreductase activity, acting on paired donors, with incorporation or reduction of molecular oxygen; iron ion binding.
GACAUUUAAAAAAGCCUAUUCACCAAACAAAUACCUAAAAAAACUUUUAACAAUGAAAAAAGAAAAAUGCAUUGCAUGUAAAGAUUGUGCUGAUCUUAAGUUUUUCUUAUUGAAUAAUCGUCCAUAUAUACGAUAAACAAGUCAAAAUUUUCAUUAAAGUUGGAAAAUAUUAGUUUGUUUUGUACUUAAAUGUGGAACAGUGUAUUAUUAUCUUCUAAUACAAUCAAUGGAUUUAGCAGCUUAUGCUAUGUCUGUUCUCUUCACAGUUAUUCUUGCCCAUACCAUUUUAAAAAGACUUAGUAGUAAAUCCAAUAAAAGGCUUCCUCCAGGCCCACCAAGAUGGCCCAUUGUUGGAAACCUUCUUCAAUUGGGCCAGCUUCCUCACAGGGACCUGGCCUCAUUGUGUGAUAAAUAUGGGCCAUUGGUGUACCUGAGAUUGGGCAGCGUAGACGCCAUCACCACCAACGACCCCGAUACCAUACGUGAGAUACUUCUCAGGCAAGACGAGGUUUUCGCCUCUCGGCCACGGACUCUGGCCGCGGUGCAUUUGGCGUAUGGCUGCAAUGACGUGGCACUGGCCCCACUAGGCCCACAAUGGAAGAGAAUGAGGAGAAUUUGCAUGGAACAUCUAUUGACAACCAAGCGGCUGGAGUCAUUUGCGGCACAAAGAGCCGAUGAAGCCCAACAUCUUGUGAGAGAUGUAUGGGCCCGGGCCCAAACUAGAAAAGCCAUAGAUUUGAGGGAUGUGUUGGGUGGAUUCUCAAUGAACAAUGUGACGCGAAUGUUGCUUGGGAAACAGUACUUUGGGUCGGGAUCAGCUGGGCCACAAGAAGCAAUGGAGUUCAUGCACAUCACCCAUGAGCUGUUUUGGUUGUUGGGGUUGAUUUAUUUGGGUGACUACUUGCCCAUUUGGAGAUGGGUCGACCCUUACGGGUGUGAGAAGAAAAUGAGAGAAGUGGAAAAGAGAGUGGAUGAUUUUCACAUUAAGAUUAUUGAAGAACAUAGGAAGAGAAAGGCAGGUUUGAGUUCUCAAGGAGUGGAAAAUGGAGAAGAGAAUAAUGAAAUUGACUUUGUUGAUGUUUUGCUAUCUUUGCCUGGUGAAAAUGGAAAAGCACAUAUGGAUGAUGUCGAAAUUAAAGCUCUAAUUCAGGAUAUGAUAGCUGCUGCUACAGACACUUCGGCUGUGACCAACGAGUGGGCAAUGGCGGAGGUGAUAAAGCACCCGCGGGUCCUCCGUAAGAUCCAAGAGGAACUGGACUCAGUCGUGGGUCGGACUCGAAUGGUAUCCGAAUCAGACUUGGCCCACCUUAACUACCUGCGCUGCGUCGUACGAGAAACUUUUCGGAUGCACCCAGCAGGACCAUUUCUGAUUCCCCACGAAUCCCUUUGCGCCACGACGAUCAAUGGUUACGAAAUACCCGCUAAAACGCGCGUUUUCAUCAACACUCACGGGUUGGGCCGAAACACAAAGCUAUGGGAUAACGUGGAGGAGUUUAGGCCCGAAAGGCAUUGGUUAGGUGAUGGUAGCCGAGUGGAGAUUAGCCACGGAGCCGAUUUCAAGAUAUUGCCGUUUAGCGCGGGGAAGAGGAAGUGUCCCGGGGCGCCACUUGGAGUGACUUUGGUUUUGAUGGGUCUGGCUCGGCUCUUUCACUGUUUUGAUUGGGGUCCGCCUGAGGGAAUGAGCCCCCAAGAUAUUGACACCACUGAGGUGUAUGGAAUGACCAUGCCUAAGGCUCGACCCUUGUUGGCCGUUGCAACACCGCGUUUGCCUGAUCAUUUGUACCACUGACAGUUUUCAAUUUCCACUCAUAAUAUAUAAUUCAUAAUUUUAAAUAAAAAUGAAAAUAAUUUAGUCGAUUUACAGAAUGGGCAACUGGACAGCAUUUCAUUUAAUAAUGAAUGGAUUGAUUUAUUUCUAAACUUGUUUGCCAUGAAGUGUAAACUUGUGUAGUGACCCGCUCAAACCAAAUUCAUGAUUACUACAUUAUGUACUUUUUUCUCCACCUGAUGUUAUUAGAGUAACUAUGCAAAUAUACAAAAUUCUAUAAGAUUUACAGUCA